UGAAUGGAAGGUGGAAUAAAAGUGGUUCCGUCCACCUAAAAUCUGCUAUUCAAACUUUUGUCGUAUAAGCAUCGACACUAGUAUAAAUAAAAGAAAAUGCAAAGAAAGCUCUAGUCAGACUGAGUAACUUAGAAAGAUCUCAAAAUAAUGGAUCUACAUGUUCUCCAAACCACGGUAGUUAAUGCAUUAAAGAGCUUCAUGGACGAAACUCUUCCUGCCGUCCAUAAUUCGAUUUCCCAGUUGAGCCGCGUGGAGGACCUUCAAACUGCUUUGACACAUCUUCGUAGUCUCAAGACUUUGGUCACCAACCCCGAAAAUUUUGAUGGGGUUCUUAAUCAAGAAGCAACUGACCGUUUGGAUUUUGAGAGAGGGCGUGUAAGACAACGGAUUGAUCGAUUACGUGCAAGGCUUGAAUCUCUUAACGAACUUAUUAUCAUGGGGCAUAACCAUGCUUUGAAUAUGGAGCGUGUUGUGUCUCGUCUCAAUGGAAUUGAUAUAGACACAGAUCCGGCUGGUAUUCUUGGGGCUCCAGUUGUUUAGACAAAUAAGUUCAUUUGGUAUGUUUUGUUGUUUUAUGAAAAACUUAUGCUCUAUUGCGAAUAAAGAAACAAGUCUCUAUUGGUUUCAUUCAUGAUG
This is a messenger RNA of Brassica rapa (field mustard), 636 nucleotides long. RefSeq lists its product as uncharacterized. The record is from RefSeq and is a predicted model, not a curated record. Lineage: Eukaryota; Viridiplantae; Streptophyta; Magnoliopsida; Brassicales; Brassicaceae.